CACAACCCCACCAGGCUCAGAUCACAAAUGUGUUCUUUCUCCACCACUUCCUUUUCCUCCUCCUCCUCCAAGCUCUUGUUCCACCAGCUUUUUGAGAAGAAGUCUUCCACCUACACAUACCUUCUCGCUGAUGCCUCGCACCCAGAAAAACCAACACUAUUGAUUGACCCAGUUGAUAGGACAGUAGAUAGGGACUUGUCGCUUAUUGAGCAACUGGGGUUGAAGAUUGUGUAUACGAUGAAUACACAUGUGCAUGCGGAUCAUGUCACUGGGACUGGCCUUAUCAAGAGCAAAGUUCCUUCUGUAAAAUCUGUUAUUUCAAAAGCAAGUGGUGCAACGGUAGAUCUUUAUGUGGAGCCAGGUGAUAAGGUCCAUAUUGGUGAUCUUUUUCUAGAGGUUCGUGCAACUCCUGGUCAUACCAAAGGUUGUGUUACCUAUGUUACCGGAGAUGCACCUGAUCAACCUCAACCUAGGAUGGCAUUCACUGGAGAUACCCUAUUAAUACGCGGAUGUGGAAGGACAGAUUUUCAAAUAUAUACUGGUGGGAGUUCAGAGCAGCUUUAUAAAUCAAUCCAUUCAUAGAUUUUAACACUGUCGAAGAGUACGCUAAUCUAUCCAGCUCAUGACUACAAAGGAUUCACGGUGAGCUCUGUUGGAGAGGAGCUGCAAAACAACCCACGCAUAACAAAGGAUGAGGAAACUUUCAAGAACAUCAUGGCAAACUUGGCUUAUUCAUAUCCUAAAAUGAUUGACAUAGCUGUCCCAGCUAAUAUGGUUUGCGGAAUCCAAUCCAAUCUAAAGCAAGCUGAGGCUUCAUAAGCCUUAUCUGAGAGUCACACAUUGAUGUUAUUUGA
Messenger RNA from Glycine soja, 854 nucleotides. RefSeq names its product persulfide dioxygenase ETHE1 homolog, mitochondrial. The annotation marks the transcript as partial. Gene Ontology annotation, biological process: hydrogen sulfide metabolic process; glutathione metabolic process. Gene Ontology annotation, molecular function: sulfur dioxygenase activity. The transcript is spliced from 10 exons. Lineage: Eukaryota; Viridiplantae; Streptophyta; Magnoliopsida; Fabales; Fabaceae. The record is from RefSeq and is a predicted model, not a curated record.